UGCCGGUUGGGAACCUCAGCGCUUCCUCCCGGCAGGGUGCCCUUCCCACGGCGCCCAGGGAUGCUGCCCUGACACCCGCAUCCCCGGGCAGGUGACCCCGUGGUCCCAACCAUGGCUGCAUCCCCUGGAGGGAUCCCCACUGAGCUGCAAGAGGGCAUCACCACCUUCCUGGGGACAAAGAAGGUGCUCCUGGUGCUGAGCAUCCAGCUGCAGGUGAAAUCCAAGUAUGAGGACUUUAUCUUGGUCCUGACACCCUGGCGAGCCUACGUGCUGCCUGUGAUGCUGCCAGUGAGGGUCCACAGCAGCUUCAGCUUCCUGGAGGUGAGGGAGAUGACGGUCCAAGAGCCCAGUGUGGUUGUCAUAGAAACAGAUGCAGCAUCUUAUGCCUUCCGGUUCAUGUCCUUGGAUGAUCUGGAGCAAGUUGUUAUCCAUGUCACCAUGUCACUUAAGAAGGUCUUUCCAGACUCAUCCCUUGGGACGCUGCUCAAGAACUCCCCACCCAGCCUGUACGAGAGGAUCCAGCAGAUCACAGACUCACUGGAGGAAAUGCUGCAGAGCAACCCUGGGCCUUGUGGGGGCUUUUCAGAGACCUACGCUGCUCUGUGUGAUUACAACGGCUUUGCCUUCCGCGAGGAGAUCCAGUGGGAUGUGGACAACAUCUACCACAGCCAGGACUGCCGGGAAUUCAACCUCCUGGACUUCAGCCACCUGGAGAGCAGGGAUGUGGCGCUGAGCGUUGCUGCCUUGUCCUUCAACCUGUGGUUCACCAAGCUCUCCUGCAAGGAUUUCAGGCUGAAUCAGGAGAUUUCAGAGCAGCUGCUCUACAUGCUCAGCAAAUCAGUGACACUGGAGGAGCUGGUGCUGGAGAACAGUGGGCUGAAGGCUGACUUUGUGCAGAGGAUGGCCCAGGUGCUCAGCAGCCAUCCCAACUCUGUUCUGCACACCAUCAACCUCUCUGGCAACCAGCUGGAAGAUAGAGGGGUCACUGCCUUCAGCCGGCACAUGGAGAAGAGUUCCAAGGGUCUGCAGAGCCUCAGCUUGGCCAGGACAACGCUCACAGCCAAAGGGAUGAGCACGUUAUGCAAGGCCCUCACCGAUAACAAAGCCAUUGGAUUCUCCCUCCGGCACUUGGACCUCUCUGGAAACCCUGGCACCCUGGCUGGGGAUGACAUCAGUAACCUGCAGAGCCUGCUCCACCAUUGUCACUCGCUCUCCCACCUUAGCCUGGCUGGCACAGACUGUCCUUUGGAUGCUCUCUUUGGAGCCCUGCUCCAUGGAUCCCACACCAGCCUCAUCCACCUGGAUCUCUCCAAAAACGUGUACUCCCACAGGAGGGUGAAAACCAUCUCCCCUGACAUCAAGGAGUUUUUCAGCCAGGCCUGCUCCCUCAGACACGUCUCCCUGGCAGGCACCAAGCUGCCAGCCGAUGUCGUAAGGGCAUUGCUGCAAGGGCUGGCAGACAACAGUCACAUCAGUGACCUGCACCUGGAUCUUAGCAGCUGUGAGCUGAGAUCAGCGGGGGCCCAAGUCAUCCAGGACCUCAUCCCUGAUGCCAGCUCCAUCAGCCACCUGGACUUGUCUGACAAUGGCUUUGACCCCGACAUGGUGACACUGGUGCUCUCCAUUGGCAGAAGCAAAUCCAUUAGGCACGUCUCCCUGGGGAAAAACUUCAACAUCAAAUCCAAGGAAGGUCUGUUGGAUGUCCUGCACCGCAUUGUCCAGCUCACCCAGGAGGAGGAUUGUCCUCUCCAGUCACUGUCUGUGGCUGAAUCGCGCCUCAAACUGGGAACCAACGUCCUGCUGAGUGCCCUGGGCAGUAACACCAGCCUCGUCUCCCUGGACAUCAGUGGCAAUGCCAUGGGGGACACGGGAGCCAAGAUGCUCGCCAAGGCCCUGCAGAUCAACACCAAGCUCAGGACUGUGGUUUGGGACAGGAACAACACAACUGCCCAUGGACUCCUAGAGGUGGCUCAAGCUUUGGAGAGGAAUUACACGCUCAAGGCGAUGCCGCUGCCGAUGAGCGACGUGGCGCAGGCCUACCGCAGCAACCCCGAGAGGACGGAGGAGGCCGUGCACAAGCUCCAGUCCUGCCUGACGAGAAACCAGCUGCGGCAAACGCUGCCGGCACAGACCUUCCGGCUGCAGCAGGGCAUCCUCACCACCUCUUCUGAACAGAUGGUGAAUGAGAUCUGCCUGAGUGUGCAGAAGCACGUCGACAUCCUGAGCACCUGCACGGGCAGGGAGGUGGAGACGGACAUCCUCUGUGCUGAGGAGGCCAUCAGGAACGCCAACCUCUCCGUCAGUAUCCUGCCCCUCUUGUAUGAGGCGGGAAACACCCCCUACCAGAAUGGCAAGCUGCAGCACAAGCUGGAGUGUCUCACAGAGGAAGCAUCACAGACCUGCAGCCGGGAAAUCCAGGCAAUCAUGCAGGCAGUGCUGGACACGGCCCACAGCCUGUGCCCAGCUGUGGUGCAGAAGAGUGGGGUCAGGGAUCAGCUGGUCAAUGCCAUGUCGGAGCGGAUCUGCCUCCAGGACCACCUCAGCCUCAGCACUGUCCUGGACCAGAUGGUCACCGAUGUCUUCAGCAAGCUGAAUGAGAUCAAGCUGUCCGUCACAGCCGCUGUAGCCGAUUGCAUCGUGGAUGCCGUGCUGGGAGACCUGACCAUUGCCCAGUGCAAACUGGCAGAGAGCCUCUCCAAGCAGGGGCUCGACCUCCUGGUGCUGCUGCCGGAGUCGGCUGAGGACGAUGCCACCGUGCUGGCAAGGGGCAGGAAUCCUCCGGACCUCGCCGCAGAGGAGUACAAGAUGGCCCUGCGGAGGAGAAACAAGCAUUUCAGGAGCAUUCGGCCCACACCAACCGUGAGAAGUAAGGUCACCGCGGAACUCCCCGCCGCGCCGCCGGCACGCCCUGCCUCCACAAAGGAUGCUGAGCCUGCGAGCGGCUCGCUCCCCGCCACGCAGCCUGCCACCGCCACCGGAAUCCUUAUGGACCUGCCGACCGCCGGCGAGAAGCUGGAGCAUUGCACCAAAGCCAGGCCCCGGCCCAACCGCCGGCACAAGCAGCCGCCCAGCAAGCCGAAUGUGCAGCCCGUGGCCUGUGAGAACAGCGAGGACAGGAGCAUCACCCGCGUGGACGAGGGGCUGGAGGACUUCUUUGCCAAGAAGGUCAUCACAGAAACACUGCCCCCCACGACUCCGGAGACCUGCCUGGGAUCAGCCCCUCUGGCUCCCUCUGGUUCCCGCACCCUCAAGAAGAAAAUUGGGAAUUUUUUUGCCUUCAAGAAACCCAAAUCCAGCCGGGGCUCAAGGUGUGAGAAGGAGCCUGAGGGUGGUCCCACCGCCCCUAGGAGCAGGCGUUUGAUGCUCAGUGACAUUUUACGAGCCCCCAGCAAGGCAGGCGAGUCAGGGAAGCCCCUGAGUAAAUCGGAGGAGGGAGGGCUCUCUGCCGAGCCCCACGCAGAGCCUGAGCACUGUCAGACCCCUGACUCUGCCCGGAGGAUCCGGCCCAAGUACUCUCGGGAGGGCAAAUCCCAGUCACUCAUCUUGCUGUCUGGGGAGGACGAGGAUGCGCUGGGGGUCAGGCAUGACAAGAAGAGGCACCUGGAGAAGAGUGAGGGGGAGUUGUCCAGCUCCUUUGAGCAGCGCAUGCAGGUCAUGCUCCAUCGCAUCGGCGUCACCAAGGGCCCGGCUGCUGAGAGCAAGAAGCAGCAGAGCAAAGACAGCGAGAUCAAGAAAGCCGGUUCAGAUGGGGAUAUCGUGGACAGCUCUGCAGACUCUCCCCCAUCCCUGAAGGCCCGCACGCAUUCUGUGUCCACAGACGCACCCUUCCGCAGCCCAGCCGCCAGGACGGAGCCCGGCGCCGAGCCCCGGCCAGCCUGGAAAGCCCUGGGAAGGCAGCUGCCCGCUGAGCCACCGGCCACCAGCUCUGACCAGCCCCGGCGCUCCUUCACCCUAGCAGAGCCCACCGCGGCGCUUUUCCUGGGCAAACGCAUCCCGUUCUAG
Molecule: messenger RNA, 4002 nt
Organism: Cyanistes caeruleus (blue tit)
Lineage: Eukaryota; Metazoa; Chordata; Aves; Passeriformes; Paridae
Source: RefSeq, a predicted model, not a curated record